AUGGGCCUCUGCCGUGAGAGGGCACAUUGUCUCGGUCAGAGUGUGGAGACAAUCAUCAAACUCCUCAUGAUGAAGGCUCGUACAGUUUCUGCUUUGCUCUGUAUCAUAUUUGCGUCCAUGACAACAGCUGCAGUGGUGGCUGUUGAAGAGACACCGGAAGAAGCACAGAACUCUGUAGAUACCAGUUUACUAGCAGAGGAUGUUCAGGGCUUUGAAGCUGUAGUUCCAUCAGAUUCAGAGAUGGCUGAAGUUCCAGAAAAUGACGAUGAGGCUGAUGCAGCUGCUCGGAUGUACUGUCCACCUGGCUGGUUCAGUUUUGGAUCCCGCUGUUACCAGUAUGUCAGCAGUCAUAUGAACUGGAUCAAUGCUGAGAAACACUGUGUAAACCAGCAGGCAGCUCUGGCCUCAGUGCGAAACCCAGAUGAAUACCAAUUCCUUCAGAAUCUGGCUCAAAUUGCUGGCCGAACAACUGCCUGGAUAGGUGGAUUUUAUUUCCAGGGCUCAUGGAUGUGGAUUGACAGAACAGGUUUUUACUACCAGAACUGGUACUCUCAAUCCAGUGUUAGUAGUUAUCCAUGCAUGUACAUGCGCUCAUCAGGUGGAUGGUCAAAUACUAACUGCGCAAGUUCCUUACCAUUUUUCUGUGCUCGUAGCCAAAAUCCUUGUAAUUGAAAACCUCAGAAUGC
Messenger RNA from Sardina pilchardus (European sardine), 686 nucleotides. RefSeq names its product ladderlectin-like. The coding region runs from base 1 to 672 and encodes 223 amino acids. Lineage: Eukaryota; Metazoa; Chordata; Actinopteri; Clupeiformes; Clupeidae. The transcript has 9 exons. The record is from RefSeq and is a predicted model, not a curated record.